Sodiomyces alkalinus F11 is the source of this 1590-nucleotide messenger RNA. Its product is annotated as WD domain-containing protein. Bases 238 to 1326 code for a protein of 362 amino acids. NCBI's taxonomy places the organism in Eukaryota, Fungi, Ascomycota, Sordariomycetes, Glomerellales, Plectosphaerellaceae. Gene Ontology annotation, biological process: protein import into peroxisome matrix. Gene Ontology annotation, molecular function: protein binding. The transcript has 3 exons. Gene Ontology annotation, cellular component: cytosol; peroxisomal matrix. The record is from RefSeq and is a predicted model, not a curated record.
GCUGAAUGUCGCGGGGGGCGGCCGGACAGCGGGGCAGUGGGGGGGCAUCGGCUGCCGAGGUCCGCUCGGAACUUCGCCAGUGACACUGUGACAUCACAGGCCAGAAGCCGUGGGUCCCCGGUACCAACAACAGCUUUUGAGAUCCCUGCGAGCCCUCUUAGUGACUAUCACCACCUCGACCAACCCAGUGCCUGCCUCCUUGCACGAACAAGCUCGACGGCUGCCAGUAGCGCGACCAUGUCGAUGCUAGAGUUCCGUACCCAGGGCUACAAUCCCUACGCCGUCAAAUACUCCCCCUACCACGACUCCCGCAUCGCAGUCGCCUCGUCCGCGAACUUUGGCAUCGUCGGCAAUGGCCGCGUCUUUGCUUUAAACCUCACCUCGCGCGGUAUCGAGGUUGAGCAAACCUUCGACACCAACGAUGCGCAGUACGACCUCGCCUGGUCCGAAAUCAACGAAAACCAACUCAUAGUCGCAUGCGGCGAUGGCUCCAUCAAACUUUUCGACAUUGGCGUGAAGGACUUCCCCGUAAUGAACUUUCACGAACACAAGAGGGAAACCUUUUCCGUAUGCUGGAGUCCCAUCACGAAAGACACAUUCAUCUCGAGUUCAUGGGAUGGCUCUGUAAAACUCUGGUCCCCCACACGACAGCACUCCCUCCGCACCCUCCCCAUAGGUUCCUGCACCUACAGCACCGCCUUCCAACCCUCCAACCCGUCCAUCGUCUCCGCCGUCUCCUCCGACUCCCAAAUCCGCAUCUUCGACCUCCGCACCCCGGCCUCGGCGAAAUACCACCUCACCACCAUGAUCCCCGUCCACGGCGGCCCCGCCACCGCCUCCUCCGCCGCCCCCCUGCCCCAGGGACUGCCCCCCUCCCAGCCCGCCGAGGUCCUCACCCACGACUGGAACAAGUACCGCGACACCGUCAUCGCCACCGGCGGCGUCGACCGCGUCAUCCGCACCUUCGACAUCCGCAACCCGGCCGCCGGGCCCCUCUCCGUCCUCCCGGGCCACGACUACGCCGUCCGCCGCCUCGUCUGGAGCCCCCACGCCUCCAACGUCCUGCUCAGCGCCAGCUACGACAUGACCGUGCGCUUGUGGGACGACCCGGGCGCCGCUUUGCCGGACGCUGCGGCGGCGGCGGCGACGCCUGGCCAUCCCGUCCCGCCGGCCGUGGGGCGCCAGCUGGGCGUCAUGAACCGCCAUACAGAGUUCGCCACAGGCGUGGAUUGGUGUUUGUUUGGCGCUGGCGGCUGGGUUGCCAGCGUGGGGUGGGACGAAAGGGUGUUCUUGUGGGACGCGAACAUGCUAUUGCAGGGACCAUGAUGGACGAGAGAAGAGAAGACAGACGGGGCCGCCGUUCGGGAGAGUCUUUUCUUCCUGCCCACUUGGCCUAGGCUGGCGUCCAAAAGGAGUUCAGAAUGCGGGGACGAAGAGAGCGGCUACGCAUCAGAAAACCUGGCGUUUUUUUCCUGGGUAUAUAUAUCCAUCCAUGUUUUGGUCCGGUCUCUGGAGAUCAUACUAUAAAUACAGAAUUUUGUUACACAUAUAUAUGUACAGUGGAAUCCGCCACUCAUCAUCCAUCUCCCU